Peromyscus eremicus (cactus mouse) is the source of this 2326-nucleotide messenger RNA. Its product is annotated as zinc finger protein 239-like. Gene Ontology annotation, cellular component: nucleus. NCBI's taxonomy places the organism in Eukaryota, Metazoa, Chordata, Mammalia, Rodentia, Cricetidae. Gene Ontology annotation, molecular function: DNA-binding transcription activator activity, RNA polymerase II-specific; RNA polymerase II cis-regulatory region sequence-specific DNA binding. The coding region runs from base 339 to 1490 and encodes 383 amino acids. Gene Ontology annotation, biological process: regulation of transcription by RNA polymerase II. The transcript has 3 exons. The record is from RefSeq and is a predicted model, not a curated record.
UUGGCCAGGGGCAGAGAUGGCUCUUAUAUGACUGAGUCAAACUGUUUCUUUCUGCCCUAAUCUGAGCCAUCUUUCCCUAGCUCUGGGCUCCAGGGUCAGGGUGGGUUUCUUUAGCCAGCCCCUUUUCCCUACAAUGACGAAGACAACUUGUGGAACAUAGUGUCGUGUCAACUUCUCAUUAAUUCUGUGUACAUCUCCAGUACCAUGAGGCUCACUUUCCAGGAAAUAUAUUUGUGUAUUUUUAGGAGUCAGUGAGCUUUGAAGAUGUGGUUGUGAAGUUCACCAAGGAGGAGUGGGCUCUGCUGGAUCCAUCCCAGAAGAAGCUGUACAAAGACGUGAUGCAGGAAACUUUGAGGAACCUGGCUGCUACAGGAAAGAAGUCAGGCAAACAGAAGGUUUUAAGUGAGUACGAAAAUCUCUGGAGAAAACUAAGCCAAUUGGUAGAGAAAUUCUGUGAGUAUAAAGAAAGUCGUCAGUAUGCAAAAAUCUUCAGCUGUAUGCCAAGGCAUUCUAUGAACCUGAAAUCUUGUCCAGGACUUACCACAUGUGAUAAACGUGUGUGUGGAGAAGGAAGCAUUGGCCAUUCAUCUCUAGGUGCACCCCUGAACCAUCAAGCAGGACCCAAACCUCAUAAAGACCAGGAAUAUGGACAGAAGUUGUAUAAACAUAAGGAGUUUGGGGGCAGCUCCAAUUCUCCUCUGACCCUUCAGAUGCAUAAAAGUGCUCACACUAGAAAGAAACCUAAAAAUAAGGACUACAAAGAAGACCUUCUUGGUCGCCAAUCUGGUCAAAGGAAUGAAGAACAUGACCAUGCAAAAAAAUCUUACAUUUGCAAGCAAUGUGGGAAAGACUUCACCCAUCCCAGUCUUCUACGAAGUCACGAAAAAAUUCACAGUGCUAAGAAGCCCUAUGUGUGUGAACUGUGUGGGAAAGGCUUUGCUCGGUUAGGUAACCUUUCAAGACAUAAGAUGAAUCCGAAUUGUGAGAAGGCUUUUCUGUGCAAUCACUGUGGGAAAACGUUUUCUCGUUCUGCUUGCCUUCGAAGACAUGCAAGAAUUCACAGUGGUGAGAAACCCUAUGAGUGUGAACAGUGUGGGAAAACUUUUCUUCAUUCUGUUUACUUUCAAAUUCAUAGAAGGAUUCACACUGGAGAGAAACCCUACGUAUGUAAGCAAUGUGGGAAAGCCUUCACUGCUUCUCGUUACCUUCAUAUACAUGAACAAAAUCACACUGGGGAAAAACGUUAUGUAUGUAAGCAGUGUGGGAAUGCCUUCUCAUUCUGGAAUCAAUUUCAAAAACAUAAAGUAACACACAGUGGUGUGAAUCCCUACGUUUGUAAGCAAUGUGGCAAAAACUUCACUUGUUCCGGUACUCUAAAAACACAUGAAAGAAUUCACACUGGUGAGAAGCCCUAUGUGUGUAAACACUGUGGGAAAACUUUUGCUCAUUUUGGUAACCAUAAAAGACAUGAAAAAAUUCACACUUCAUAGAGAACCUAUGUAUGGAAGCCAUGUGGGGAAACUUUCAAUGAUUACAGUUCCUUUCAAUUCCAGAAUAGAAUGCAUACUGGAGAGAAAAACCUACAAGUGUGAGCAGUAUGUGAAGACUUUUGCUUGUUCUUCCUCCAUUUUGGAGCCAUGAAAGGAAUCACUAUGGAGAGAAACCCUAUGUGUGUUUGCAAUGUGGGAAAACUUUCAGCUCUGACAAUUCUCUUUGAAAACAGAAAGUAACUCUUACUGUAACAAAAUCCUAUGAAUGUAAGCAAUGUGGGAAAGCCUAUAGUCAUUUAUUUGAGGCUCAAGUAUGUGAAGGAAUCCAUAACAGCAACAGACCCUAUGAAUGUAAGACAUUUGGGAGAGGCUAUUUGAAGAUAUCUCACUUGACACUAACUCAUAGUAGAACUAAUAAGGGUGUUUGUAAGUAACAUGAAAAUGCCUCCUCUUUGUUAGGUCUCACAGAAAUCAAACCACAAAAGACUGAAACAGCUUAUGCUAGUAAUGUGGGGAAAUGUCAAAGAAGUCUUAAUAGAGAGAAGUUAUUCUUUUGAAUCAAUAUAGCUUUUAGUACUAGAAGAUCCCUUCAAACACAUGGAAGCAGACACAGGACAAAAGCCUUUUGGAGAAAAGCUGCAAGUAACAUGAUAAAGUCUUUUGUAUUCUUGUCAUUGUGGAGAAGAUAUGAAAUAGCUCACACUGGAGAGAAACCUUAUGCACACAAUGCAAAAGACAUUAUAGUAGUCAUUUUGGAGAUAAACCCUUCAUUUAUAAGGAAUCUUAGAAAUCUUUGUUAUCCCAAGUUCUUUUAUAAACAUGAAAGGACUCACCAA